CAAUCUUAUUUACUACAUUUCCACUGUGAUUUGAAGCGAAAAUGGACUGAUUUAUAAUAAACAUUUGUGAAGAAUGAGGCAUGUGAUCUUGAAUUUGUUCUUUGUAACCUCUAUUCUCCUCGAAGACGAGAGUUAUGCAGAAAGUCAUUAUUGCUACGUUACUGGAUACAGAUCAACCAAAACGUGCACAUCCGGCUGGCUCUGGUCGCGAAGAUGCAACUACAAAUCGGUAUCCACGACACAACGGAUAUGUUGUGAUGCUUAUUAUGGUAAUGAUUGUGACAAACCUAAAUGCGGUGAUUGGAAUUUGGAUAUUACAUGUAAUCUAGUAGAUGAAGGCGUGGUAAUUUACAAAAAUGGAAUAGUUGUGACAGAUAGCGGGGGCACAUGCGUCGCACCUAAUACAUGUGAGAACUGUAACGAAGGAUUCUACCCAAACUCGGAGGUCGGCAAAUGCAAAGCUUGCCCCAAAAUCGAGAAAUGUAACGUCCAUCGAUGUACAAAUACGGGCGAUGUAACGUGCCAGUUCUGUCACCACGAGUUCAACAGUGAAAAAUUGGGUUGGAAUGAAUACACUGGACUGCCUGACAGGAAGCAAUGUACCCAAACCUGCUCUUGGGUACAAGGCUUUAGAUGUUACCCGGGUUCCUGUAGUGAUAUUUAUUAUCGUUAUUAUAACACAAGUGGCAGAACUAACUGCAAAUGUUCCCAAGGAUUUACGGGUACUGAUUGCAAAACAGCCACAGGCGAUUACCCAAUGGAUCUUGUUGAAAUGGAGUUUGAAUUUCAUGAAUGUUCAAAUGAACUUUGCCCUCAUAUCAUUGUUUCCGGGUCGAAAAGUUGGUCAAACGCCAAGGAACGCGUAUCUAUUGCAAUUAAAACGCUUGCAGAAGAUUCCUUUGAGCUCCCCGAUCCGCCUGAGUAUAUCUUCACAGACACUGAAAUUGGAUUGGAUAGUAUUGCUGUAUCGGUAACUGCAAAACGAGGUAGUAAUUCAGUAAAAUGGACAGAUAAUCAAGAAUGCAGCUACGCAAAGGCUUGCAGAUAUGACAAAAAUAUCCGCAUUUCCGCAACUGGACUUUCUUUUAUAGAAAAUGGCUUUACCCACGGCGAUAGAGUUCUUCUAAAUGUUCGUAUAAAAAAUGGUGGAUAUGUAUCCUACCAAAAAAUAGACGAGAGGAACUUCAGCCCCAGCAAAGGAAGGUACACCAUAAAUGGUGUAGAGAAAAGCUAUGACAAAGAACUAGAGAUUGACAUGAUUGCUCCAUAUCACUGCAAGGAAAACAAUCCUACAUGCUCUAGCCAGCCUCUAAGAACGUCUACCGACUUCGUAACUGGGAACCAGAUAGCGCUAUAUUGGGAUGGAUGGUCAGACGAUAAUUCUGGUAUAAGUGAAUACACAAUUCAUUUGUAUAUGAUAAAGAAGGCUGGCAGCAACACUUUGAAACAGGAUCAUGGAACGACUGGAGAAAGUAUCACAACGUACUCAUCCGCUCGCUCGGCAACACUGAAUUUGGAACACCCUGGUCCAUAUGCAGUAGAAUUAACAGCUAUGGACCAUGCAGGAAAUACAAAGACGGCACGAAGGCUAUUUUUCUUUGACAAUAUAUCGGAGGUUUCAUUAAACACAAGCAGUUCCACAAUGGUUUCGAAUGCCAAUGAAAAUGGAUGGAUUACACAAAAUACGGAUUCGAUUGAUGUAGCUUGGGCAUACAGAUUCCAAAAUAUUCGUCAUGACAACAAUUGCUGGUUAUGUCGAUUUGAACCGUCACCUACUUCCGUGCCUUUUGUUUUAGAUGACACGUCCGGAGUUUCAGAAAGGACAUGGGAAAAUAUUUACAAUAUUAAAGGCAUUGUACGUAUUGAACUGGCUUAUUCUGAGACCUAUGAAGCUAUAACCACAGAAGAACCUUUUAAUCGAAUAACCCAGACAGAGUUUAAUCAACAACGAGCCGGAGUUAACGGUAUUGCGAUCAAGGACGGUAAACGAGUAACAUUUUCCGUGAGAGGUUACGACGUUGUUGGUGCUAAUGCCGAAGAUAACGUCACCGUCUGGAUCGACACUUCACCUCCGAUCAUUGAAAACCUUUGGCUUACAAGAGGGGAUAUUGUGAACAUCAGUGUGCAUAACGUAACGAGGCUGGCUGAUAUGACGAUCGAGUGGGACGUUUUUGACGUACACAGCGGUUUAUACGAAAUAUCUUGGCGAUUGUUUGACAACUUUAGUAAUACUGAUGUUGUAUAUGGUCAUUCAUACGAAUAUCCUCAACAUGAGUCGAAUACACUAUUCGAAUGCGAACAAGAUUAUGCGAACUAUGCGAGAGGUCCAAACUGUUACUGUUCCCCGUACCACGGCUGCUUCCACCAACAUUUCCAAGUGAUUCCUCCAGUAAUAGAUCUUAAGAAAUCCGGAGGUUCCACACAACAUAUUGGUGGUAUCGAUGCAAAUAACUCAGGAGUGCAUGGAAGGGAAACCUACCUUGAAGUUACAGCAAUAUUUUUGAGAACCGCUGAGACAGCUGAUUUAAAACAUGAAGAUGAAAUGACAUAUACAAACAAAAUUGCUUUGUAUGUAACGGUACCUGUUACUUUGUGCGUUAUUGUUGUCGCCGCCAUCUUUGCAACGAUAUGCCUAAGGCGAAAACAUAGACAGAAGACUGAGAAUACUGGGAUUCAAACCAUGACCUCGUCCCCUACGGAACAAAGCCAUCCAAAACGCGAACCGACUGUUAAUACAGAUCUUUACAAACCACAGUUAGCAGGAUCUGUUGCUUACGUGAGCAACCAGGAAUACGUCUUUCUGCAUCAGCAGCAAGAGCCAGCCUACCCACCCGACGACACCGAAUACUCUGAGGCAAAUCCUGAAUUUAGAGAUUAUGAAGAUCUGAAUAGAGGUCAAGACGAACAAGAACCCAAUUACAGUGUACUAACCUUGGACGACCGGGAGUAUGACGAAGUCAAUUUUGAUGCGAUGAACGCUGGAAGCGCAACUGCACUGUUUUAAUAAAGUUUUAUUUUACUUUCAACGUUUCGCUAUCUUUCAAAGUGUUGCCAUUCUGGUCUGUGCAACGAUUCAAAUACUAUCUGACUAUGACGAAGUAUUGUUUUAUUCUUACAAAACUUUAAAUUUACGUAAACGCAUCAAAAUGAUGCUGUAUCUCAUGAGACUUAUUGGCUUAUACAUCUAACUUUCAUGAAAACUUGGUGUAUUCGUGUAAAUCUUUUUGUUUAUGUGUUUAUGUAUUGCUUCUAGUCUAGCGAUUAGAUUCUUUGUAAGUGCUUUCAAGAUAUGUUUAAUUCAUUUUAAGAACAAUGCGAUAAAUAAUAAGUUUGAGUGACCUUUCGUUAACAUGCAUAUUCUUUUUGUAGCAUGGGAACGUUUCAAG
This is a messenger RNA of Mya arenaria, 3386 nucleotides long. RefSeq lists its product as uncharacterized. The record is from RefSeq and is a predicted model, not a curated record. NCBI's taxonomy places the organism in Eukaryota, Metazoa, Mollusca, Bivalvia, Myida, Myidae. The transcript is spliced from 20 exons. Bases 74 to 3004 code for a protein of 976 amino acids.